CGACAAAAUAUAAUAUAUAUUUUUAAUUUGGUAAAUAAUUUAAUGUAAUAUAAUGUAAUAUAUAUAUGUGAUGUGUCGUGUCCUUCACAGCCUCAAAUUUAUUUAUAAUGUACACUAGUACUAGUACUUAGCGACUUUUUUUUUAUUUUGUGUCACAAAAUCACAAAAUCGACAGAUGGCAACCUCACAUGAUCAGAAUCAAAUAUCUUUUUUUAUAUAAAGGUGUCAAGACAAUUUUUUUUUUUCUGAUCCCCGGAGACUAAUAAAAGCUAAAACCCUGACAAUCUACUCUUUUUUCAAUAUUUAGUUUCUUUUCUCUUUGAAAAAAAAAUUUUCGUUCGAAUUUUUUUUUCUCUUUUUUUUUCUUCUUUGCAUUUUAUUUUAUUUUAUUUUUCGCCCUUUUCUUUUUUUUUCUUACUCUUUUCGUAAAAAAAAACACACUUUUUUUUUUUUUCUAUUCGAUCUCUUUUCGAAAAUGGAAACUAUCUAUUUGCCACAACAAUACAUCUCGGCGCCACAAGUAGUUGCGCCUCAUGUCAAUACCAUUUACAGUGAUGUUCCUACAGGAAAUCAAAUAAUCGAUGAACCUUUUUACGGUAUCACGGAUGAAUCAUACUAUCAACAACAAUUUGAUGAUCAGCAAGUUGUUCUUCAAUAUCCUAUGCUAACUCCUCCUAUGGAACAUCAAACAUUUAUUGAUCUUGAAACUUACGAUAUGAAACCUAUUAAUAUCUCACCUGAAUUUGAACAUCCUCAAAUUAUUACUGUGCAUCCUCAUCCUCCUUCUUCAGAGUUGGGAGAUCAUUUAUAUAUUGAACACCAAGAAAUCGAACGACCUGACCUCAAAAUUAUGAUUCCUAAUAAUAAUCAUAAUAAUGGUGAAGAUGUUAAACCUUUUAUUAUUAAAUCUCAACAAUCAUUUCCACCAUCGCCUCCAACUUCUCCUCCAACUCCUCACGCGUCUAGUACUUCAAAUGAUAAACCUAAAAAGAUUACAACCAUAAAUGUUGAAGAGGAUGAUGAUGUCAAAAUUGUUAAACAAGAAAAUGAAGAUGCUGAAAAGGAUCAAAAUGAAUUACCAACUUAUGUUAAUCCAAAACAAUAUGAAAGAAUUCUCAAAAGAAGACUUGCUCGUGAAAGAUUUCAAAAGAAAUAUAAUAUUUCUAAAGAAAGAAAGGUAUGUUUAAAUUAAUAAAAAUAAUUUUUUUAUUUUUUUUUCUUUAAAAAAAAAAAGAAAUAAUUUUUUUUAACACGAAAUUUACCCACUUUUUUAGCCCUAUAUUCAUCAAU
Molecule: messenger RNA, 1290 nt
Organism: Rhizophagus irregularis DAOM 181602=DAOM 197198
Lineage: Eukaryota; Fungi; Glomeromycota; Glomeromycetes; Glomerales; Glomeraceae
Source: RefSeq, a predicted model, not a curated record